AUGUCCUCGCACAGCUCAAGCUCCUCCCCGGACAUUCUUGGGCCCCCCGGCGAUAUCGAAUAUCUGGUUUCCUCUCCAAUCAAACCCUUCCUCGGUCGCCAGAGUUUCAUGUCGCCAGCAAACUUUCGCAUUCUCCAAACCCCGGGGGGAGGAAGGAGGAAACGGUCGCGUAUUAGUCUCAGUCCUGCGAAAAGUGGCCACUCGAUUCGCUUCGACGAUGUUUUGCUCCCGGGUUCUCCAGCAAUGAAACUAAAUCGCCGACCGGGCUCAAUUUCUCCGGACAAGGCGGGUGGUAAUGUUAGUCCUUGGAGAAUUCGCGUGACCCUCGAGGCAACACAGGACGACGACCAAGCGGAUCAAGACAGUCCAUCGCGUAAACGUUUUAAACCGUCGACAACGACCACAACAGUUCCAUUAAAAGAUGAACCGGAUCAAACCCCCAAACGGCCUAGAGGUCGACCAAGGAAGUCGGGCGCUUUCGAUGCGACCCCGAUUACAGCUAGCCCCGGCAACACCCCAGGUCCUGGUGGUACAAGUGAGCAGAAAAGGAGACGAGGCCGACCGAGGAAAUACCAACCCACCUCAGAUGUGGCAGAGGAUGGUGAGGAACAGGUGGAGGAACCGGCCAUGGACGAACCGGCCGUUGCUGGCAUGGAACCGGAAAGGAUGAGCUGGAGUCCCUUGAAUCUUGCUGGAGAUGGGGACUCUGAUGACGGGCUUCAGGACGACAUCGAUCUUCGGAGUUCGUUUCAGGACGGCGUUCUGACUGAGCUUCCAGAUCUCAACCACGCUGCUGAAGAACAACACUCUCACCCAGUAGAUUUUAGGCAAUCCUACGAUACCCCUAACGGUGACGCGAUAGACCGCUUCAAUUCCGAGCAAGAUGACGAUGAUGACUUGAAUUCAACUCCAUCGAAAAUGCCGUCUCCGACUCGAGAUACGCAGAUUCUUUCAUCUGAGAAUAAAUUACAUGCUGGCCGCACUCCUCGACCUGGACGCAUCUAUCCGGCCUCGACCUCACCAUCCUUGGUGGAUGAUAGGAGCAAGGAGCUGUACCAAUCUGUGGAUGCAGCACCAGUCAGUGUUCCCAAGUUAAGCGUGGUACAAACUACGAAGGAUCCUACAGAUGAACACAGAGAAUUUGAUUCAAUCAUGGAGAGUGAAGGUUUCAGCAUGGUGUCACUGGAUACCUUGCCAUCGUCCAGGCAACAUGGCCUGAGGAGAGAGUCGAAGGUUGCCAGCGGCGCUUUGAAGCCUUUUCUGGAGCGGGAAGCAAAUGGCGUUAUUAAUCGAAAGGCCAAUCUUUUGGAUCACCAACGUGAGGAUACUUUACCCCCGGAUGCGAAUAUCGACCUAGUAUCGUCACCUAAUAGGCAAGAUGCCGACUCUCAUUUUGAUUUCUCAUACCCGCCACUAGCCAGCAAGCCUACAACCACGAGAUCUUUGCGCUCCUCCCCCGUUUUUGUUCACCAAUCGCCCCCCGCUGCAGCACGAAACAAACCGUUUCUUCGUUUGGCUCGGAUUGUACGCACAGGUAUUGUGCUUGGAGGUAUUAUAAGAGGGUCAGGCGUAGGCGAAGCAUCCCCAAACUUCCAGGGAAUUUCGGGAGUGCACCACGGAUCUCCUGAUCUUGAUCAACCUAGGAGGCGUCUAGAGACGAUCUUUAGCGACUUGAAUUCCGACUCACAACGAGUUCUUCGAAUGGGUCUCGGAAUUGGACAGGAGAUUGCAAAACGACGGAGGUUAACAGAAACAAGGAAAUUAGCUUCUAUACGAGAAAGUUCACCCAGGCCGGUCCUCGAACAAACAAGCACGAACGUAUCCAGAACCCCACGUCUCGGACAUGACGGCACUGUCGAAUCUGAUUCGCCAAGUUCAGAAAUGAAACACCGUUUUGAGGAGUGGCAAAGAGAGAGAGAAGCAGUUAGUAGGGCCAUCCAAAUGGCAAAUUCGAGCCAAGUCAUUGUACUUGAUAGUGAAGCGAGUGGCCAGUCCAGCACUGGGAGUGUAGAAAACCCCUAUUACCGAAUUUCCCCAUCCUCGGGAAACCAGCACUCUCCCCAGAUGCCCGAGGAAGUAGAGGAGGGCGAGUUUGACUACAACCUUGACGAAGAAGAUGAUGGAUACGAAGACAUCUGGCAGGAGCAAGCUAAGGAUGAAGGAAACUACUCGGAUGACGGGUCGAAGGGUUAUGAUAUCCGGGAUGAUGUGCAACCGCCUGUGGACCUGAGCUCUCCCAAGGGGGGCUCGACCCCAGCACAUAAGGAGUAUGGCAGCAGUUUCUCCCCAGCGUACUGGGUAGACGGGCAAAACAAGGUACCUUUUUUGGGGCCUUCCCGAGUUCGGGAGCUACGAGACCAAGAUGUCGACCUCUCUGCUAUACUUCGCGCAGAAGAUACACCGAACCGUACUCGUUAUUAUUAUGGGAAGAGCAGCCCUGUUAAUGCUUUACACGAGUCCUCCCCGAAGAGGGUUCCAUCAUCUACUGUCUCCCAAGGGCGACAAGCUGCCGAGCAAUACGCCCUGGAUUUUGGACUUGAAUCGGAGGGUUAUUUGGAAUCCAGCCCUCGUAACGACUCAGAGGAUGAGAUGUUUCAAAUUGAUCCAACCACCCGGUACGAGCAUGAGAUGCAACGCCACCAGUCAAAUUCAGAAAUGGACGAGCACGAAAACAUUAGCUUGUCGGAUGCCGCUGCAGGAGAGGAAGCACCCGUCGACGGACCGUCACAAUUUACCCCCGAGCGUCCAGAACGCGCUAAUGGUGAUAAUCAAGCAUCAUCCUGGUACCAAAGGAUUACUAGUCUGACACCCGGAUGGCUAAAAGCGCCAGCUCGGAAGUCAAUCGAGCCGCUUGGCCCUUUAGAUGAGGACACUGAGGUUGAAGAAGAAGAAGAAGAAGAAGAAGAAGAAGAAGAAGAAGAAGAGAUCGUUGAGAGACCCGAUGUCAAGCUACUAGAAGUCGAUCAAGAAUUAUACCAGGAACUAGUGAAUGGACAUUCUCCGCAGAUGGAAGAAGUGAAGGGCAAGACACCGGAAAGACAAUCAUUCUCUCCUGUUCCCGCUUAUUUUUCGAACCAGCACUAUUCCUUGCUUCGUCGUCUCUAUCGGUUGGCCAAAAGAUCUCCCGAGAAAUUUCCUUACCACCCAACCGAUGCGCACUCUGACAUCAUAGGUGACUGGAUAUGGACAUCGGAUAAUACCUAUGGUGUUCCAGUCACUAAGCUUCAGUUUGCCAUUGUGCACAGGUUUAGGCGGGAACUGGCUGACGAGGAUUUGAGAGCGGGCGGGACGGGUCACGUCCGCUGGACAGAAGCUGACUUGCACCGAAGAUUGGUUAGCGUCAUUAUUGGCGAGCAAGUGAGGGCGGAAAGGAAAGAAAAAGUCACACUGGGAGGCCUUUCGAGCUCUCGAUACCCGAGAGAUCGGCCUGCCACCAGCUACACGCGGCGCCUAUGA
Messenger RNA from Aspergillus ochraceoroseus IBT 24754, 3456 nucleotides. RefSeq names its product putative AT DNA binding protein. The transcript has 2 exons. The coding region runs from base 1 to 3456 and encodes 1151 amino acids. The record is from RefSeq and is a predicted model, not a curated record. NCBI's taxonomy places the organism in Eukaryota, Fungi, Ascomycota, Eurotiomycetes, Eurotiales, Aspergillaceae. Gene Ontology annotation, molecular function: DNA binding.